AUGUUUUACAUAGACCAGGUUAAAUAUGAAGUAUUACAAUCAGCAGAGUCCGCGGAUCAUUUUCGUCAGAUUAUUUAUCCAUAUGAAAGAACUACAAACGAUUUUAGAUUUACAGUCGGUAAUUUAAAGGAUUUUGAAGGUUUAUUAAAAUUACAACGUAUUGGCAUAGGAAAUUUAAUGAGACC
Didymodactylos carnosus is the source of this 185-nucleotide messenger RNA. NCBI's taxonomy places the organism in Eukaryota, Metazoa, Rotifera, Eurotatoria, Philodinida, Philodinidae. The record is from the annotation of a GenBank genome assembly.